AUGGAAUUGGUGGAGAACUCAAUUAUACCUGAUUUAGAUUUGAGGGAAAUGAUUAGCUACAGCCUCAAUAUUAUUAUGUUUACCGGAUUUCUUCGUCCUGAGAAAAGGUCCAAGUACGAUAUCGGGUAUAAAGCAUCUAUUGUAUUUUUUGUUGGACUAUUCUUCAUACUUUACAUGUCUACGGAAUUUGCCAAUAUUGUUGUAGUGUUCGGAGACGUUGAAGAAAUGACACAAGCGUCGUUCUUGUUCCUGACGCAUUUCGUCCAGUUCUUCAAAUUUUUCAGCAUCACUCAGUACAACGAUUUACUUUGGGACAUGAUUCUCAGACUCAAUAUGAAGGCGUUCGAACCCCGAACAUUGAAUCAACGACAAAUGCUGACGGAGAGAAUAUCCCUUUCCAAAAAAAUAGCAAAGUGUUUCGUUUAUCUGGGAAUUGCAACGUGCGGACUUUGGGCGGUAUUCCCGUUUGUGGACAGUGGCAAAACGGAGGUUGAAUUGCCGUUAAGCGGUUGGUUUCCCUUCAGGACUGAUUAUAGUCCGGUAUUCGAAUUAAUUUACUUGUACCAAGUGUGCGGAUCCACGUUUAACGCGGUGAUUAACAUUAGUUUGGACACUCUAAUUGCUAUGUUAAUAUUUUUCGUAUCUUGUCAAUUGGAGAUCUUGAAUGACUCUUUGGCUAAAGCUAAAGAGAUAUGUGAAAGGAGAGUUAAGGAGAAUAAUGGAAGGAGAAACUUUAACGAGGAAAUUGAAGUGUACCUUCGUGAAUUGGUCAAUCACCACAGAUAUAUUCUUAACUUUGCAGACGAUUUCACGAAAAUAUUCACCGGAUGCAUAAUGGCCCAAUUCGUGGUCAGCAUGCUCAUCAUUUGUGUUACCCUAUUUAAAUUAACCCUGGUUCCCGUUGCCAGCUUAGAAUUUUUAUCGAUGAUGAUUUACCAAAUUUGCAUGUUGAUGGAAGUAUUUUUGUGGUGCUAUUUCGGUAACGAAGUAAUCAUUAACAGCAUGGAAAUAACCACAUCAGCAUACACAUGCGAUUGGACGAAUUUUCCGAUGCAGUUCAGGCGCAAUUUGCUAUUCUUCAUGACCCGUUCUCAGUUCAGUUUGAAACUGUACGCAGGAGGUUUCUUCGUGUUAUCACUGCCGACGUUCCUGGGCAUACUAAAGUCUUCUUGGUCCUAUUUCGCGGUGCUGAACCACAUGCACAGCCAAUAA
This is a messenger RNA of Aethina tumida (small hive beetle), 1212 nucleotides long. Its product is annotated as odorant receptor 46a-like. The transcript has 5 exons. The record is from RefSeq and is a predicted model, not a curated record. Bases 1 to 1212 code for a protein of 403 amino acids. Gene Ontology annotation, biological process: sensory perception of smell; detection of chemical stimulus involved in sensory perception of smell. Gene Ontology annotation, cellular component: plasma membrane. Gene Ontology annotation, molecular function: odorant binding; olfactory receptor activity. Lineage: Eukaryota; Metazoa; Arthropoda; Insecta; Coleoptera; Nitidulidae.